GUGGAAGCUGUUCGUAGCUUUCCUAUCGCUACCCCACUUCAUCUCCUUCUUAAAAAGGACAUCAAGUAUCUAUGGUCGUCCAAACAGGAAACUGCCUUUCAGGCCUUAAAAGAAAAGCUCACCACGGCCCCCAUCCUUGCCUACCCUAAUUUUUCACAAGAGUUUUUGCUUUUCACGGAUGCUUUGGGAAUCGCUCUUGGCACAAUUCUUUCCCAGAGAGAUUUGCAAGGAAGAGAAAGGGUCAUUUCUUAUGCUAGUCGCAGCAUGUCAUCUGCUGAGCGCUACUAUUCAGUGACUGAACAAGAGUGUCUGGCCAUCAUAUGGUCUGUGUCCCACUUCCGACAAUAUCUUCACG
Messenger RNA from Racocetra persica, 355 nucleotides. The record is from the annotation of a GenBank genome assembly. NCBI's taxonomy places the organism in Eukaryota, Fungi, Glomeromycota, Glomeromycetes, Diversisporales, Gigasporaceae.